AUGGCGCAGCUGGGAGAAACUUACCUGGAAAUGCUCAACGCCAUGGGUGAACGCCUGCCGGAAAUGGAACGCGCGGUAAACAAUACGCGCAGCAGCCUGGAAAAAAGACUGCGCCAGGAACUGGGGCAGCGCACUACCCCAACCACCCUGCAGGAACAGUUACUGGGCCAGCAAACGGCUACCGGCCGCGCCGAUCAACCCGCAUUACGCGGCAGAUCCGGAGUGCGCUUAUCUGAUCGAUUCAAACAGUACUACGACCUCGUGGCGACCCACAAAAACGGUCCCAGCAAAUCUCUGGCGGUGGUUGCCGCAGACAUCUACCUCGACAUGGAAGAGGCCUCAGUGCUGAUUGCUGCAACACAGCAGGAGAUCGGUCGUGCAGCCCUGAUGGAGCAGCUUAAUCAGUCAUUUGGACUGAUCACGCCGGAAAUGUCCGCAGUUGUGGGCGGUGUAAAAGAAAUUCUCUUCGGAGAGUCCUCUAACGUUGAACAGCGCCUGGCCAGCGGCUGCGAAUACCAGUUCGACAGCUAUUUUCAGCAGCUGUUGUCGCUUGCUGAACAGAAUCCGGACAGCGAAAACAAAAUACGCUUCAGUGACCACCUGGUCCGCGUCAAUGAAAUGGGCGUCAUCAGUCAGCGUCAGGCACGCGAGUACUACAACCGCUACUUCAACGUAAAGUUUGUCUCUCUCAGCGGCGACUACAAUACCUGCGCGCAGGCCUGUCCCGUGCAGGGGGAAGUGAUGUCGAACAUGCGCAACGAAUUGCGUGACAAGCAGGCUCAACAAACGCGGCAGGCAGCCGAUAAAAUGGAUGGCGGUCUGCGGCAGUUCUGCUAUGGCACGGGGGUAGGCAUUAGUCUUACCGGGCUUGCCCUUUACGGCCAGGAUCGCCUUUCACCAUCGGGUAUCGAUUCGGUGGGUAACUGGCUGCAGAUCAAUCUCGGACAUUCCAUCUGGUUAUUCGCCGCGGUUGCCGUGCUCUUUAUUUUCACUCUGAUAAAACUCUCCGCGCAGCUUCGUAGCAAUCUGGACGAGCCCGACGAUACGUCACGCAUCUCUGCGUUGGAUCAGAUGUUAGAUGUCUGGACUCAGGUGUUUAUCGGCAUUGGCGUGGUCUGGACAGCUGUUGGUAUGCGUGCGGCGCUGCAAUACGCCCUGGGUGAGCCUGACACAGCAUUGGCGGACAGCGCUGACAACGUCCUUCGUAAACUUGUUGAUGGCGGCAUCCUGCUGGCGCUGACCACAACUAUCGUCGGCGCGGUGGGUGGUUAUCUGAUGCGGGUUUGCAAAACCAUCACCCUGGGGGCUUCGCUGCAACAGUACUACGACCAGCUGGAACGCCGCGACAUUGCCGAGUUGGUCGCCGCAACACAGCGCAUAGAACAGAGACGACGCCUGGCCCAUAUGGAGGAAGACAGCCUGCAGGCGGAUGUGAUGCGUUUCAUGGCUAUCGUCGCAUUCUGCCUGAUCGCCAUCCUGGCGAUGGUGCGGAACAGUCGUAUUACUUUGUAUGCCUACACCGGGCAGUCCUUUCUGACCACAUCGGAUACCUAUUCUUUCCAUAAAACCGAUGCGCCAGCGCAGCUUUAUGAAAUCGACAGACACACCAUUCCGGCGCAUGUCAUCGCUGCGCCACAGCUGGCAGAAAAACUUGCCCGGCACCCGAAAUUCAAGGGUUCAAACGUCGCCUUUGCGCCGGCGCACCACAACCAGCUGACCGCAGUUAAAAACCAGCUUUAUCAGAACAUUGAACAGGUACUGUCGCACAAUAUUCUGUCUGCGGGUGGCAACAAUAUUGUCUCUGCUACCAGCAGCAAUAACUGCAUGCGUCCCGACCACAGCGCUGCCUACAUCGUUGGAAUCGCGAUCAGCGCAGCAAACAACAACGCAUACACCGUCCAGAUCAAAGUCCUGGAUCACGCUCUGGGUGUGUGGGUGAGUGGCAUAAGUUACCGCUGGCAGGGUCAGCUGUCUCGCUCACAAACAGCCCUUUUGAAACGACCGGCUGACAAUAUUGCCAACGGCUCUGUAGCCGCUCCGUUUACAUCACACCAGCAGCAGCAGACCGUCAGCCAUCUGCUGCAGCAGAUUCAAUGCGCGUUACCUGCGGGUGUGGAUGGGCUCAUCCAUCUGCGCAACAACCAUUCCGCCGGAUUGGAAGCGGCAGCUGCAAACAUCAGCCGUUCAGUACAACAGAAAUUAAGCACCCGUCCGCAGUGGAUUUUCACCACCCGGCAAAGCGAAGCCACCUGGAUAAUGGAACUCCGCCAGGAACAGGCAUCCCAACAGUUGCCUCCCCAAUGGGUCAUUCUGAUCACACCUGCAGACAACCCGACAACGCCUCGAAUAGUUGCCAGCAGCUACAUUCAGGGCGGCAGAGCUGAAACUACCACACCAGAACAAACAGACCGCAAACCAGCAGAGGAAACCCUUGCCGAAUACCCGGGUACUGCUGAAGAACCCACCACUUCUGGCACCCAGCCGCUGUUAGGAAAAUUGUCCUGGAAACCCAGCAGAAGCUGCACCAACAAACAACGUGAUUGCGUGAAAGUGACUUUUGAUCUGCAGGCAGACGCAUAUGUGAUGCUGUUUCGCACCCACAACCGACGGCUCAAACCAGCCAGUUGUGAGGGUGUUACCCGCAUCAGGAAAAGCGGUGAACUGCGUUAUCAGAUCAGCCUGCCCAGACGCAGCCCACUGCCAACAGGGAUCUAUGCCGUGGCAACCCAGGAUAAAAAUGCAUUUCGGCAAUUGCGCAAGACCAUACACGCAGCGCCAGGCGCUUGUCAGGGCGGCAACGCUCAGGCCAGCAACUGGCUUACCUCAGCAGAACGGUCUCUGGCCAGCCAGGACGACUUCGAUUGGCAGAGCCUGCAUCUACAGAAUGUGCACGGCACCUCACGUGAAGUCAGGGAGGCCCGAUGA
Messenger RNA from Symbiodinium necroappetens, 2925 nucleotides. Lineage: Eukaryota; Dinophyceae; Suessiales; Symbiodiniaceae. The record is from the annotation of a GenBank genome assembly.